Messenger RNA from Alosa sapidissima (American shad), 1934 nucleotides. Its product is annotated as leucine-rich repeat and IQ domain-containing protein 4-like. The record is from RefSeq and is a predicted model, not a curated record. Lineage: Eukaryota; Metazoa; Chordata; Actinopteri; Clupeiformes; Clupeidae. Gene Ontology annotation, molecular function: protein binding. The coding region runs from base 174 to 1895 and encodes 573 amino acids. The transcript is spliced from 5 exons.
GCAUCUGUGCAACUAAUUAAUAUGGAUUCGAAUGAAUUCCAACAUCAUUCAAUGAUGGAAGGGAUGUGGUUGGGAUGAGAUGAACUAACCCAACAAUUCAAGUGCUUUAUGCUUGGCCUAGUUUCUGGUUUCCGUGAGCAACUUUAGGCCUACUGAGAGGCCUAAGGAGAACGAUGGUGGCGGUGCGAUUCUGCGAUGACGUGACUUACAGACAGAAGGACAAGACACUGGAUUUGAAAGUUAUGGGACUCUCGAAGCGCCGUAAAGGAAAAGUGAUGUUUGUGGACUGCUCAUUCUGUUCUCUCACUGCCCUCCCAGUUCACCUUUUACAUCUGGAAUAUCUGGAGGAGUUACAUAUGGAGGGGAACUUCAUCUGUUCACUACCUUCCGAGAUCAGCCAACUGAAAAAUCUGCGUGUUCUUUACUUGCACGAAAAUCUUCUGAGUUGCGUUUGCAGGGAUCUUGGUAGGUUGUCGCAAAAUCUGCGUUCCUUGGAUCUGAGUCACAAUCCAUUCAAAUGCCCUGAACAAAUGCAGGAUGUGCUCCAUCGCUUGCAUGGUUUGCGUGAGCUCAGAUUGUACAGACUGGAUCUUAAAGAGCUCCAUGAUUUCAUCUGCAAAAAUCUCUUUAGACUGGAAAUUCUGGGUUUGUCAGAUAAUUCUCUUACUGCUCUCCCUUCAGAGAUCACCAACCUUCUAUUCCUAAGAGAAAUAUAUUUGAAUAACAAUUUGUUUCAGUUUUUUCCAGCAGGGCUGGGUAAACUGCCCCAUUUGGAAAUCAUUGAUGUUGGACGGAAUCAAAUUGUUACAGUCUCGGAUUAUGAUUGUGGAUCUUCUUGGAAGAAACUCUUUGUAGCAUUUAACCGACUGUCUUCAUUCCCUCGAUCUCUUUGCAAGUUUGGCCGCCUCACUGUCUUGGAUGUUUCGAGUAACUCCCUCACCAGGCUGCCACACUGUUUCAGGGCCCUUAGAGGUCUGGUAGACCUGGCACUUUCAAACAACAUGCUUAGGACAUUUCCUGCUCAGAUUUGCAUGCUCAAUUCUUUGCAUGUCCUUUAUUUGAAGAACACAGGCCUGAAGGAACUGCAUCCUAAUGUUGUAAAUCUUCAGAAUUUAUGUGUGCUAGACCUGAGUCAGAACAGUUUAACGGACUUCCCCAUGGAGAUCCUUUCGCUUGUCCACCUGGAAGAUUUGAGCUUAGAUGACAACCAACUGAGAGCGGUACUGUCUAUUCCUGCAGGCAUACAGUCAUUAUCUAAGAUCAAAAAUCUUGGUCUGUCUGGAAACCAAUUCUCGACUUUCCCUACUGCUGUAUGUGAGCUGCUGUUGCUGGAGAAGCUUUAUCUUGGCCAGGAUCAAGGCAUGAAGCUCCACUCUCUUCCACAGACCAUUACUCAGCUCACAAAACUCAAAGAACUCUACCUAGACAACAAUAACUUGGUGGGCCUGCCUAACAGUAUUGGCAAGAUGCAAAGAUUACAGGUUUUGGACCUUCAUAACAACAAACUCAAAGCACUGCCAAAAACAAUUGGUUGCUUAACUGGAUUGAAGAAGCUUUACCUUCAGACUAAUAACCUGAGCAGCCUCCCAGUAGAUUUUUCCAAUCUUCGAAACCUUGGCAUUCUCACGCUAACUGAAAACCCCAUGACUGCCCCACCACUGGAAGUCUGUGAACAGGGUGCUGAAGCAGUAGUUCGGUAUCUCAAAGAGAAAAUCUGUAGAGGCGCUAACUGUUUAAAGAUUCAAGCUUGGUGGCGGGGGACAAUGGUACGUAAGAAGUUGGGGCCUUUUAAGGAACCAGGAACAACAAAAAGUGGUAAAGACUCCAAAGACAAAGACAAGGACAAGACACACAAAGGAAAAGAUAAGAGGGCACCAAACAAGAAAAAUGCAUGAACUCAUUUUUACCAAAUAAAUGCCUUUUAUGUAAAUCUA